Messenger RNA from Saprolegnia parasitica CBS 223.65, 1443 nucleotides. RefSeq lists its product as hypothetical. Gene Ontology annotation, molecular function: endonuclease activity. Gene Ontology annotation, cellular component: Las1 complex; preribosome, large subunit precursor. The coding region runs from base 1 to 1443 and encodes 480 amino acids. Lineage: Eukaryota; Oomycota; Saprolegniomycetes; Saprolegniales; Saprolegniaceae. The transcript has 5 exons. The record is from RefSeq and is a predicted model, not a curated record. Gene Ontology annotation, biological process: maturation of LSU-rRNA; maturation of 5.8S rRNA.
AUGGAGGUUGACACUGAGGUUCCUGCCGUCGCGCCCCAAGGCAGCCCUGUCAUCAGAGACAAGGACUACCUCUAUGCCGGGCGGCGCGCCUUCGCCGUCUGGAUGGACUGGCAUGAGUGGCAGCAGGUCUACCGGGCGCUCUUCGCGGCCGAGCUGCAUCGGGACGCCACCAAUGACGACAAGCUGCGUGGCCUCGCGCGCAUCGCCACCUGGCGCGCUCGCAGUGAUGUGCCCGUUGCAAUCGAGGUCACGGCGCAGCUGGCAGAGAUCGGCUGCCACGACGGAGCGUACGGCCUCGCGACGCCUGGCCGGUCCAUGUACCGGUCGUACGAAGAGCUGCGGCUGCUGUACGCGGCCACGAUCUUGCGCUGCGUCAACGGUCUCGUCGACGCGUCGCAGAAGGGCGCGUACGCGAUGCCGGUGAGCACGCUCGCCAUGCGCAUCGGCAUCCCGCUCUGGGUCGUCGAUAUUCGGCACGAGUCGGCGCACACCAAGCUGCCGGCGCUGCCGACGCUGCAGCUCGCAGCCCAGACGCUGUGGAAGUGGCUUUUUGAGCACUAUUGGCAGCCGCAGGAAGCCUCCAUUCUCGAACGCGUCGCUCGCAUCGAGGGUCUCCUGCGUCGCUGUCUCGAAACAAACGAGCCGCUUGGGCCGCUCAUGGUGCAGGAUCUCGACGCGCUCGCAAAGAUCGUUGUGCCCCUUCUCGUCUCCGGCCCACCGUACACGUCGUCCGCUGCAGCGGCCGAUCCCACGACACCCAAAGCUGUGGGCUUGCUCUUGGCGCCAAGCACGAACGAGGCCAGCGCGAUUGCGCUCUGCUGCGAACUCCAAGCCAUCUGGCCGCUCCUGGACGCCGCCAUGGUGGUCGCGCUUGCCUCGCACGUGACUGCGGAUCCGUCGAUGGUCGCCAGUGCCUCCAAGUGGAUUUUCUUCUUUGCCCAGGGCGACGCGUGGGCGCGCAGCGAUACCUUUUUCGACGGGCUUGCCGAAGCCCACGCGAUUCUGCGUCAGAGUGACCACCCAGACGUCCGACCGCUCUGUGGCACACUCGCCACGUACAUCGACCUGCCCACGACGCACGCCCGACUCAACAAGCCCGAGGCGUCGGCAGCAGCAUGGACGCGCUGUGCUGCUUGGACGCCGACGCCACUGGGUCUCCACACGCCGUUUGGCGCCGUAUGCAAGGACUGGACGUUCCGCGACGCUGUCGAUGACUUGAAUGCGGGGCACAUGGUGCUGCUGAGCGAGCUCCCGGCAGAAGCCCCCGACGCACUCGAUCCGCUCGCGGCCUACGAAGCGUCCUUCUUUGACAAACUCACGCAGGCGGUCGACUUGGAUUUAGCCAUUGCCAACGAGAUUGAGCAAGUGGGCCAGAACAGCCACAACGAAAGCGUCCCCGACGACGAAGUCUCGCGCCUCCACGACGCCAUUGAGAUUUGGUAG